This is a messenger RNA of Plasmodium inui San Antonio 1, 1173 nucleotides long. RefSeq lists its product as hypothetical. The record is from RefSeq and is a predicted model, not a curated record. Bases 1 to 1173 code for a protein of 390 amino acids. The transcript has a single exon. Lineage: Eukaryota; Apicomplexa; Aconoidasida; Haemosporida; Plasmodiidae.
AUGAAACUGACGUGUGCGUUAUUCUUCCUGCUUGCCGUGGCAAGUAAUUGGGGGCCCCACUUUUUCACCUCCUGUUCUGUCGAUAACUCUAGUGUGUCUGAACAGACAUACAGAGUUCCCUACCUCCAAAGGUUAAGUGAACUAAUUGCCCUCUCAUCACACGAAGAGCUGAGUGACAAAAGGGCGGAGGAGAAAAACAACUUAAGGAAAAAAAGGGAGGACAAUGAUUCGCCACACACAGUAGAUGAUUCUACUGCGAAUGAUGAGAAAUUUAUAGUCUCCAUCGGUCAUGAUGGGCAAGUGACGGUAGAGAAGGCACAUGAAGAGAACACAAGUGACAAUGCAGAGGUAUCACACAGGGAAGAUCACUCCAAUGCAGAGGUCCCACAGUGGGAAGACGAGGACGAAAACUAUGGCACAGCUGGUCCAGCCCCCGCUGGAGGAGCAGACUAUGAAGAAGAUAAUCCAACUGGUCCCAUGCACCACGAACAUUAUGGCGCAGCUGCUCAAGCGCCCGCUGGAGGACCAGACUAUGGCGCAGUUGGUCCACCCCCCGCUCAAGGAGUAGACUAUCACGAAGAGUAUCCAGCCCCCGCCGGAGGAGCAUACCAUGGCGCAGGUAAUCCAGGCCCCGCUCAAGGAGGGGAACAGAGAGGAAGGAAGCUGGACCAACAGGCUCAUAAUGCGUAUAUAAGGUUCUUCUCCCAAAAACGAUGUAUUCACCUCCCAGGAGAGGAAAGAUCCCUAAAUUGUAGAGACAUGCAAGGGGAGAAUGAUCACCAAUAUGACAUUAAGGUCACGUACAAUGAAAAAGAGGAGCACAUCAAUGGUCAUGAAAACAAGUGUCUCAAUCUUAACAUUAACGAUGGAUCCCCUCCAAGUAAAGAUGGACCCUCAAACAUUUUUAUUAACCUCUCUUUUGUCCCCAACAUUCCGGAAGAAAUAAUAAACGACUUUUACGCCAUCAUCGGAAAGUUGAAGUAUAUGUUUGAAAUUGUGGAACCGGAGCAGAACAGUGUACCGGCGGAGCAGAACAGCGUACCGACGGAGCAGAACAGUGUACCGGCGGAGCAGAACAGCGUACCGACGGAGCAGAACAGCGUACCGACGGAGCAGAACAGUGUACCGACGGAGCAGAACAGUGUACCGGCGGACCGAGUAGGGAUCGAAUAG